Molecule: messenger RNA, 2372 nt
Organism: Oncorhynchus tshawytscha (Chinook salmon)
Lineage: Eukaryota; Metazoa; Chordata; Actinopteri; Salmoniformes; Salmonidae
Exons: 3
Coding region: 9-1766 (585 amino acids)
Source: RefSeq, a predicted model, not a curated record
AGAGAACCAUGCCCGAUGACUCUGAGACAAACAUCAUGAUCAGAAGGGCUUUGAGUGAAAUUGAAUCCUGUAUGAUUGAGACCUCCGACAAGGACUCUCCCAGUCUACAUUCCACACCAGAGGUGGUUGUAGACCUGAUCACCAAGCUGCUUCAUGGGUAUGAGCUUGACUCAGAGGACUUUGCGUCACCUGUGUCAUCCCCAACCACCACUCUCUCUGAUGUGGCAAUGGACAUGGUGGUUUCUGUCCUUCGGGACAUGUCCGAUUCCCCAGACGUUACCUCAGCAUUGGAAAUGACCAAGGAUCUCAAGACGCCGUACUCCCGCCCCUCAAGUGCAAGGAUUGUAAGUGCCCUCUGCAGAGAGCUGGAGGAGCACAUGGGCUCUGAUGCUCUGAGGCGAGCUUUGAGCCACGGCAGCGGGGAGAUGACAACAGCCAUUGCGAGUGCAGUCACCAGGGAAGUCAACCGUCUGGGUUCAAUCGUACCCAAAGUCUCUGUCAGGCCGCUCUCCUCAGACAUCUGCCUUAGGACAGACCAGGACAAGGUCAUGGUUAAGAGCCGAUGUGGCUCGGCUGAGGUGAAGGCAUCCCAACCGGUGUAUAUUAUUGUUCAUGUAGAGGCGGUGAUGGAUAUCAUUGUCCGGCUGCGGUCUCUGAUUGUUCCUCGGACCCAGGAUAAACUGGCCAGCUGGACCCUAGUUGAGGAUGUGACCAACAAGCUGUCCAGUGCUCUGUGGGUGAGGGUGACUAACAGGUGGAGGGAAGCAAAUGUCUGCCUGAAGGCAACAGACAUCUUUCAGUUGGUGCUGUCUGUGCAUAGAAAGUUGAUGCAACGCUAUGGCACAGAGGAAGCCCUACAGAAGAUACUGUGCCACAAGGCACCCAAGCUGCACAAGGACAUUGUCUGUCUUGUCACGAACGGAAUUAUGGAUGCACCAUCCAAACUUCAAGGCACCAAAAAUCUGGAAUCUACACUCAACUUGAAAGAAUUGACAGCCUUGUUUAAUGAAAUGACAACCCGUCAAUCUUUGAAUAAGAAAGCUAAGCAGAGCAGCAUCAAGAUUGAGAUUGAACAGCCGGAGUGGUCCACUGUGGAACAAGUGACAUCCGGUUCCACCAGCUUCAUUAGGGAGCUUAUAUUAGAAGAAGUCCUGAUUAAGCUUGUCAAGAAGAUAUGCCGUAUGCCAAAAAGGACCAACAAGCGUCAGCGCAUCCAGAUCAGUGAUCUGGUGACUGAGCUGAUCCGAUUGUUCGACGAUGAGGUGGCCAAAUAUCUGAUUGAGGAAAUGGAAAGCCAGCAAAAAAGUUUCAAUUCUAAGAUGACAUCGAAGCUGGCAGAUGCCAUCUACACUGACCUUGGGAAGGUCAAGCGUUUGAAACGCUCCUUGAAAAUUGACGAUUUAUUUGAGGAUCAGGAGAUGCUUUCCAUUGUCUCUGUCAUUGUUUCCCACAAGCUACUGGCCAUCUUGAAACCCUCAGUUUCCAACCCAUAUGACCGUGAGACCUCAGACCUUGAAGACUCAUGCAGUAAUGAUUUGGAGGAUGCGGAAUCUGAGGGGGUGCAUUAUGCCACCGGCAGAAAGUCCAACAUGAGCAUAGUCCUUACAGACACUACAAACCAGCCAGAGAUGUACAUUGCUGUGGAUUCUCCACCUAUGAUUAAAUUAUCCAAGAUGAGGAAAGGCAUCCGGGACUUCUUCUGGGGAGUCCAGAAGGCCUGGAAACGCUUGGUCACCUGCAAGUCCUCUGGGUCCUCUGAUGGGUAGCCUGGAUGACGUGCAGCCCAUGUCAGUUGCUUUUGCCAGGCUACAUCUGAGGAGGACACCACAACUGGCCUCAAUACAACAUUUUUAUUUUUGUUGCUCAUUUCUGUUUUCAUUUUGAAUCCCCUAAUGCUGCUAUAUUUGAACCAGGCUGUCAGUGGACUAGCUUACCAUUAGUUUAUACUCCUUAAGGAAGAUCCACUAUAGGCUAGUCAACACCAAAAUUCCACCUGGGUCUUUUGAUCCCUUAUUAGCUCCCACUCCUGUAACUAGGAAUGUGAGCUUCUAAAUGUCAUUCAGACAUCUACAGCUUCUCCUGUGACUAGGAAGAUAAGCUAAGAAGCCCAACCAAUUGACUAGAUGUGCUGUACAUCUGAUGCCCUCUCCCUAUUGUAAUCAUUGAUCCACAUUCAUUGCAGCCUCUAAAUUUGAUGUAGAUAUUUAGCCUAAAUUAAAAAAUGACAAGGAGGGAAGGCCGACAGCAGCUUCUACUCUUACGAUUAGGAAAGUGGUGCUAAACUUUUUGGGCUUUGAGGAACUAUGCAUUUUAUUUUUCAAUCACUUACAUACUUUUUAAUGGUUGUUUUAAUAAAGCAUUUGUAUUGCAGA